Tetranychus urticae (two-spotted spider mite) is the source of this 755-nucleotide messenger RNA. NCBI's taxonomy places the organism in Eukaryota, Metazoa, Arthropoda, Arachnida, Trombidiformes, Tetranychidae. The record is from RefSeq and is a predicted model, not a curated record.
AAAGAUGAACACUUUCAACAUUAGCAUUUUACAGUUUUUUGCUUUCGAACUUUUAGAAAAUCUCUUUUCAGCUCAUCAUGUUCAACAAUUUUUUGCUCAUUUGUUCACUUUGUUUAGUUUUCGUUUCAGUACAUUGUGAACCAGAUUCUGCUGAUUGUCCUGAUCCCAAGUCGAUUGAACCAUGCCAUUGUGAUCGUGAGGGAAUCUCCUGCUUCAACUCAUUGGAUGAACAAAAGUUGAGUCAAGUGUUUAAAGUACCAAAUGGAUACAAUGCUUACCGGUCUGUUUGGAUUACUCAAAACUCUAUCUAUAAUUUAACUCGAAACAUCUUUAAUGGUUUACGAAUUCAAUCCUUUUUCAUUGAAGAAAAUGAAAUUGAAACAGUUGAAGAAGGCGCUUUCACUGAUUCAUAUGAGAUUGUUAAACAAAUUAGCCUCCACCGAAACAAGAUCAAGUCUUUUCCCUUUAAUGAAUUGGGUUUGAUGGAACAGCUUGAAAAAUUGACUCUAUCACACAACAAGCUGACGACCAUUCCAGCCAACAGCUUUUCUUUGGCCACCAAAUUGUCUGCAAUUGAUUUAUCAGACAAUGAAAUUGAAACUCUUGAGCCAGGAGCAUUUUUCGGAAUGAGAAACUUGCAGCUAAUUUUACUGGGAAACAACAAAUUAACCCAAUUACCAGCUCUUUCAUUUGGUUCAAACUUGUUAUUCACGGUAAGAAAAAUUUCCAAUCCUUUUUAAAUUCGAACCAAUUUU